AAGUGACGUUUCGUGGAGGACGUUGUUGGUGUGAGAGGAGGGGUGCGAAGAAGUGGGAAGAAAAGAGUAAAUAAAAAAAAAGGGAAGGAUUAAGUUUCUUUUUGUUUGUGGCGUGGCGAAGGGGGAUGGUGUACCUGUUGGCCGAUUGGGGUAUGGGAGAUACUGAAAAGCGAAGCCGACACUAUGCGGGCAGCACCACAAACAGCAACAGCAGCAGCAGUAGUACCAACGGCACCGCAAACACCAACAGUCCGUCUUCCAGGGAUCUGCUCAGGCUCGAACCACCAAGCAACAACGCGGACGACUAUCAGAAAGAGGUCGACCUGCAUCCGCUUAGCAACCAAGUUGGAGGUCACACGAGACUGAUGGUGCUGAACCCGAACACCAUCUGCAAGCCGCUCAACUACCGCGAACUGGACUUUUACCAGAACAUCCAGGACCAAGAUAUCAAAACGUUUGUACCGAAAUACAAAGGCGUCAUGCAGGCAACACUGUGUAGUGGAAAAUUGGAGAAGCGCUACAGUCCGAGUUUCCGCGACGAGACGACGGGGAACAGUUCGAACAGAUCCAAGAGCGGCGGUUACAAGAGGAAACGUGAAGACGUCUUGAAGAUGAGGGUGCACCACAGCGGGAAGCCGAAGGACGUGCAGAAGAGCAUCUCGCAGUCGGACAACACGAACAAGCAGUACUUUCUGAUGCUGGAGAACAUCACGGCCAGUUACAGCCAUCCGUGCAUCCUGGAUCUGAAGAUGGGUACGAGACAGCACGGCGAUGACGCGACCGCCGAGAAGAGGACGAAGCAGAUGGCGAAAUGCGCGGCGAGCACUUCCGCGUCGCUGGGUGUGAGGUUGUGCGGGAUGCAGGUGUAUCAGGCGGACGCCGAUUGCUACCUGAAGAAGGACAAGUACUGGGGUCGAGAGCUGAACGAGGAGGGUUUCAAGAGCGCCCUCUGUCGGUUCUUCGACAACGGUUUCGGGUUGAGGGCGUACGUCAUCCGGAAGGUGAUCAGCAAGUUGAUGCAGCUGCGGCGCGUCAUCGAGAAGCAGAGCAACUACAGAUUCUAUUCGUGUUCGUUGCUGAUAGUGUACGAGGGUAACGGAGGUGUACCGCAUCUGUCGCUGAAGAGGAGCCAACCUUGUUGUUCGAGCAGUCCCGUUUACUUGGUGAACGAUUGCGACACCAGAGAGUCGGACAACAGUCGAGACGUGCCGUGCUACUACGAUGCGGACACUUCGAAUUCGUCAUUGGAUAUGAGUCACGAAGAGGUCAGCCAGGACUCCCAUCAUCGGGGUUUCGGUGAGGCGGCAGCGCGCGGCGCCAAAUCCAGCUCGUUCUACCCCAUCUCCGAGGAGACGACGAUGUUCCUCGAUUCCCCCCAGAUCCAUCAUCCGACGGCGGCGAGUCCGGUCGACAGUUGGAUGGUCUACUCGAACAGCAGCAGCGACGAGUACUCCCUGUCGGGCCAAUACAACGGUGCGGGAAGUUGCUCGAACGAUGACGACGUCUCCGAUUUCGAGAUCGGAUCGCCGAAGAACGCGGCGGCGUGUCAGUCGUUGCACUUCGAGGACCUGGAGCUGGAGGACGAGGAGGAUGACGGCAGUCUUGGUCUGACACCAUCGACUCACUCCCACACCAAGAUCAAAACCAAGAGGUUGAGACGCGUCGGCGAGGACACCUCAUCGAAGAAGUCGACGGUGUCCAAGGUGCAGACGACGAAAGCGGGAGGAGGAACGUUGAUGGUUCCCGCCUCUGUGAGGAGGACGACGAUGACGACGGCACCGCCACCGUCGCCUCCGAUUCAGGUGGACGUGCGGAUGAUCGAUUUCGCGCACACCUCCUUCACAUCAUCAUCAUCAACCACCAGCAAUUCCAAUGCUUCUGCGGCCGUACACCAGGGCCCCGACGGCGGUUUCCUCACCGGCCUCGACAGUCUCAAACGGCUACUCCUCGAGAUCCUCGAAGAGGGUUAAACGCAAAACGCGGAGGCCGCCAUCUCUCGGCCGGGACGAAACUUCCUGAAAGCAAAUAAAACCACCAAAAAAAAAAAAAAAACAAACAAACCAACAACAAGCAACUAAAUCUCCCAUUUCAACUUUGAAUUGCAUUAAACAAAAAAAAAAACUAUCACCAAC
Messenger RNA from Nicrophorus vespilloides, 2132 nucleotides. RefSeq names its product inositol hexakisphosphate kinase 1 (gene Ip6k). The transcript is spliced from 5 exons. Gene Ontology annotation, molecular function: inositol hexakisphosphate kinase activity. Gene Ontology annotation, cellular component: cytoplasm; nucleus. Lineage: Eukaryota; Metazoa; Arthropoda; Insecta; Coleoptera; Silphidae. The record is from RefSeq and is a predicted model, not a curated record. Gene Ontology annotation, biological process: inositol phosphate biosynthetic process; phosphatidylinositol phosphate biosynthetic process. The coding region runs from base 126 to 1970 and encodes 614 amino acids.